AUGGGUGAAAAAGAUUCAGAGACAGCUCCGAUUUGGGGAAAAGCCCAUCAAAGAGAAAGCAAUAUCCAUCCAAUGGAUUUAGAAUCGUCUGCUCCUUUAUCUGGGCAACAUCGAUCGCAGAAUCAGAGUCGAAGUUCUUAUGAAGAACGAGGAAGAGGAGUUAAAGAGUUUCGGAGCUGGUUCUCUUGGCUCGUACCGUGUUUCGUGGUCGCUAACGUUGUCGUGUUCGUGAUCACUAUGUAUGUCAACAAUUGUCCGAAGAAAUCUGGAGAUUGUUUCGCUGAUUUCUUGGGUCGGUUCUCGUUUCAGAGCACAAGAGAGAAUCCUCUUCUGGGUCCUUCCUCUCUCACGUUACAAAAAAUGGGUGGAUUGGAUGUAGGAAAAGUGGUUAAAGGAGAUGAAGGAUGGCGUCUACUUUCUUGCAACUGGUUACAUGGAGGAGUUGUUCAUUUGUUGGUGAACAUGUUGACUCUUUUAUUCAUCGGUAUACGUAUGGAACGUGAAUUCGGUUUUAUACGGAUUGGAUUGCUUUAUUUGAUAUCGGGCUUUGGAGGAAGUAUAUUGUCAGCUCUUUUCCUCCGUUCUAACAUAUCUGUUGGAGCAUCGGGUGCUGUGUUUGGUUUACUCGGAGGAAUGCUCUCUGAGAUCUUUAUCAACUGGACAAUUUAUUCUAACAAGGUUGUGACGAUUAUAACUCUUGUUUUAAUUGUGGCGGUAAACUUGGGACUCGGUGUGCUCCCAGGAGUAGAUAACUUUGCUCAUAUUGGAGGGUUUGGUACUGGUUUUCUUCUUGGAUUUGUGCUCUUAAUACGUCCCCAUUACGGAUGGAUCAACCAAAGAAACGCUCCUGGAGCUAAACCACACAAGUACAAGAUAUAUCAGGGCAUAUUAUGGACCGUCUCUCUUCUCCUCUUGCUUGCUUGGUUCAUUGCCGGUUUGAUCUCUCUCUUCAACAAUGUCGAUGGAAACAAACAUUGCUCGUGGUGUCAUUAUCUUUCAUGUAUUCCAACUUCAAAAUGGAGCUGUAACCGAGAACCAGCCUCCUGCACAACGCCGGAAUUAGGUAACCAGUUGACCAUAACUUGUUUGAGGAACGGGAAAUCUGGAUCAUACAUUUUGGCGAAUUCCUCGGAUUCACGGAUUAAUACCUUAUGCGCCCAGCUUUGCCGUUGA
Arabis nemorensis is the source of this 1173-nucleotide messenger RNA. NCBI's taxonomy places the organism in Eukaryota, Viridiplantae, Streptophyta, Magnoliopsida, Brassicales, Brassicaceae. The record is from the annotation of a GenBank genome assembly.